GGGGCUCGACUUCUAACUCUCCUUUCUUCCCAGCGCUCUCGUUUGUGACCUAUUAAAAAGUCACUUUUUGACCGCUUUCUCUUUACGACUGCAUUUUCAGAGGAACUGCAAUCCUUGUUUAAGUACUGAAUGAGCUGCUGUUUGCUUUUGAGCAACUUAGAAAAAGAGAAAUAUCAGCUUGUAAAACCCUUGAGGUUAACCUACCUUUUCUGAUGAUAGCUGUAGACUCGGUGAAAUUUGGGUUUGGUGAAUUUUGUGUGACGAUCUUCAUUUGAUGGGCAUGUGUUUGUCACUAGGUCACUCGGUAUACUCACGUGAUGGGGGACUGUGUUCCUGAGAGCUUGCUUCCGAGUCUAUCGGACUUUUUAAAUCAGCUUCCCUUUAAGCACACGGAGUUCACUGGAAAUAUGACUGAGCAGGAUAAAGAGUUCCUUAAACACCAGUUGGAGGCAGAGGUAGAAAGGAAAAGCAAGCGCUUAGAUCCCAGCGACUUAGAAAAGAAAGAGAUUCCACGUAUGGACACAAGUGGUCGGCCACGUGAUGCAAGUGCAGGCCAAAGCGUAGAGCCUGAACCAAAGCGCUUAAAACGACAUCGGGAUUUGUCAUGUGAAGACCAGGGAGACGAACUUUACACGGAAGCCAUAACAAAUAUGAGGAUUCCUCUUACAACAAUCCUUGAUCUCAGAAAGCAGUUCGUACCUUCGACAAAGAUCGUGAAACAAGUGGAAGAAAUACAAACAUUACUACAAGAUUUCCUCUCUAAAAGCACUGGGUGAUACAACUGCGCACAAAAUGGCCCUGUAUAUUUGUACACCAGGAAUCAAAUGUAUAUUAUGUUUCACUUUAAUAAGGCGUUACUGCGUAUUUUCAUUAUACUUGUACAUAAGUGUUGACCCACUUGCACUCUCUGCUUUUGGUAUGAACUUUUGUUGUCCAUUUGCAAUAGUGUAUGGUGUAUUUGUAACUUGCUGAAAUACUGUCUUGAAUUUUUAACGUGUAUAGUGUAGAAAACCCAGUUGUGUUUUGCUUUUAUUUUAGACGACAAAUUGUCAACAAAAAUUGUUUCUCCUCAAGGUCUCAAAGGUCGCAGUUGAGGUGCUUUCUUUUGUAUAAUCAUUGUAGUCAUCAGCACAUCCAGAAACGCCGUACAAGCAUAAAUUUGAAAUUGAAAAUUGAAAAUUAAAGUAAUGCGAGUUAUAUUACUCUUCUUGAAACUGAGUGGACUUUAAGAUUUCCUACACAACCCAAAGGGCUUCUUUGCUUUCACAUUGGAAAACAGGUAAUAAUAGGAGCCCCAGAAGUGGUAAAUAUCUAACUUCUCCCUACCUUUUAUAAGCAAAUUAGGUAGGUAGGUCUUGGGAAUUUAUGUCCUGAUCAUCUGGGGAAAAGUCGAUUUAAAAUUUGGUCUUGCCAAGUAAAAUGUGUGGAAACAAGUUAAGAGAAUUUAUCUUCUGAACAUGUUACUUCUACGUUGUUAAGGGCCUUUGAAUCAGGACGUAUUUCGUACUGUUCAGCGUUAGCCCUCUCUGUUUUGCCUCGUGCAUGCUAGGGGUUCCUCUGAUCGGUUGCGUUUUGGUCGUGUGUUCUGUUAAGGGUUUUACACAUUAUGCCGGCAUUAUUUUGAGCCCAGUAGUGAGGCAAAAGAAGCGAGAACUAUGCCGGAUUAACAAUUAGAGAAACUGGUCGAUUCUAAGCCUUGGGUAGGCCAACAGCAAUCUGUCACGAUCUUGUAGCUUUGUGCUUCACCAUGCAAGAAGGUUUUGCUAAUGCAAUUCCCUUCUGCCGCACCUGAAAGAGUUUUUUCAUCACUAGAAAAUUAUUUACGUAAGUCUACAGUAGAGCAAGGUAGAGCAAUGGAAAAUUACAUUGAGUCGCUCACGUUUAUAUUUUAUGUGAGCACAAUGGUGCAUGAUAAUAGUGACGCUUUUUGAGCAUAAUAGUGAUACUCUUUGAGCAUCGAGCAUUAGCAUAAUAGUGAAAAAUGUCAGCAUAAUGUGUAAAACCCUAGCGGUGUUCUAUGCUGGCUGUUUUCUGGCUCUUUGCCGACGCAAUGCAAUGAAGCACCCGGAAGGCACUCGCAGCAGAGUCUUGAACAGCCCCCUCCCUUCUCCCCUCUUCUAAACAACUUGGAAUCUCGUUCCCAUGGUCCUGCUGUGACGUCAGUCUGCUAUCAUGAAUUACGUGAUGAACUGAACUCCUGCACGUACAUUCCUGGUUUGUCGGCUUGUUUUAAGUUUAACUCUUUCUCGAAAUUUACCUCCAUUAGAGACUCCUGCAAUGAUGAUGAUACUUUUAUUACUAGUCUGCACAAGAUAGGGCCUGUUUUGAAUUUAAAUAACUGUUCCUCGACGUUAAUAACAGACAAAAUAUUUUAUCGUGGAUAUUAUAAAAAAAAAAAUGUCUGUUUGUACCCCUGGGCGAGACACCCUCUAGCUUAAAAAAAUCCGCCAGCGUUACGGUUUUCACCGCUUAAGAAAUCAUUCAAACCAUCCAGUUAGUUACUCUCCUUACUUUGUACAUCUUCCCAAUAGAACAAAUGUUUCCAAAUGUGAAUUCAUAGAAAAAUGCAAAACCUGUAAAAGCUUUGUAAUCGAUGUCAGCUUAUUAAUUUCUCUUUUUAAGAGUGCAUAAUGAACGGCACUUUUUGAAAUCUGACUAUGAUAUGUAAACAGUGUCUAAAAAUAUUUAAUAGAUUCUUGUUCAUAUAUCUGUAUACCGUAUCUCGCUUGCAUGGCGUAUUUUAGCACUUUAAUCUGGACAUCUACUGCUCAAUAAAUCCUUUAUUAUUGCUUGUAUUUAUGGUGUGGAUGUGUAUAAAUGAAACUACCCUUAGCUGUUAUUAACACCACGAGAGCCUUGCUUUCCAAUACUACAUUCUUCAAAUAAAAUGUUUGUACGGAAAGGAAAUAAAAACAUUUUGACACUUUGCUCGGAUAAACAAGCCCUUAACAGCUGGGAAUUUCAUAUAUUUAUUUCAAGUUAUCUUCUUAUCAUUCAUACCUUGUAUUUUUUCUUGCCAGCUUCUACUGAUUACAAAAUUACUCUCGCUUUGAAGAUUUUUAGUAAUUAUUCCUGGAGUCACUUCAGCGUAAAAUUCCUAUGGGACGUAAGAUUCGUCAUUCGUUUUAUCUUGAGGUCUUUUCAAAGCGUCGUCUUUGCGGUGUUAAGGUGCAGUUGUCAAGGACAUCCACUGAAACCUUGACAACUGCUAAUAUGACUUUCAAAAUAAGAAUGCCAAGUGGCAGGUUUGAUGGUUGUGAAAGUUUUUUGCGAACUGAAAGUCAUUUCAGGUUUUGAAUAAUUGAUGGUACGCCCCACGGAUUGUUUGUCAUUUUGUUUUUCAGUUUAGUGCUGAAAGCAUUGUUUGCCACUUACAAAAACACGAUUCCUGAGUUAAAAACACUCGGCGCGGACCGUAUAAGUGCUUUCUCAGUUUCGUGCUUAGCUGAUCGCGAGUUUGUCACCUCGCAAUACCUCGUUUUAAUAUUUUCAAGUCCAAUUCUUAAUGAUUACAAUUGGGUGGAUGCUGACAAAGGAUUAGAAAUUAUCCGCUCACUUUCGCAUAAAUCAGAUAAGUUAUACACAAUAGCCUUUCCAACAAAAACUUUAAAAACUCGACCUGUUUUGCAUACAAAACAGUCUUACCAUUCUCGCCAAAAUGCUUUUCCUCUUGAACUAAUGUUGUGUCAUCAUCUCGACGUUUCGUUUAUGAUACGUCUGGCUAAAACCGCUACGGCAUUUAUCGCUGCCAACUGAUUGCCAAAUAUUAAUUUUUCAGUAACUCGGGUGUGACUCUGUUGCGGUUGUCGAUCGGCAUCGCCACACGAAAAUAUUUUAAUAAAGGAUUUUAAUCGAAAAACUUCUUUACCCCUACUGGUUGGAAGGCCAUGUUUUAUCAAAAUAAAGCGUUUGUUGUCGCCGUCGUAAUUUGCUGUUUUCACAAAACUGUCGUAACUGCGCCUCGUUAUGUAAAAAUGUGAAAAGUGGCCGUGUACAAUGCUAAAUCGAGCAUGCGUUUUUCGAUAUUAGCAUCAACAACUCCUAUUUACAUGUACUUUCAGUCAAAUGACAUUGUUGGAGUUAAGUUUCAGGAACUUCCCUAAUGAACACAGUACUCGAGUGCACGCUUCCUUUCAACGCAUUUCACUCAUUUCGCUUUUAAAUUUCUUCAGACGAAAUCGUACACAAAUAAAUCCGUGAUGUUUUUAAAAGCGGAUUUUUACGUUGAAGUUUCACGAAGAAAAAUGGCGCGGGUUUCCUUUUGUACACAGUGAGGGCGUUAGAAAGGAUUUUCAUCGGUACGUCUUCCGCGCUAAGAGACAUUUCCCGACUCCAUAAAUUAUAUCUUUAGGUUUUUGUUUUGGGAGCUGAAGAAGCAGAUAGGACGCGGCGUAAUGACCGCUUUGUUGUCACGUGACUCCACACCACCUGCUUAUCGACCGCGGCAGAAUUUCAUGAAUUGAAUAUGUUGAAUUUCGAGUGAGACAGUCUGAAAUUUCUGAAUUCGGAUCGAGUAAUUUUCGCCGUCCAUAUGCCGGUCCGAAAUGGAAAAAAGCGGUGAGUUGGGCUAUGAUGGAAGUAUUCUUAUUGUAAUUGUUCUCCCUUCGCUCUGUGAUCGGUGUCAGUUCUGGCUUGGCUGGCUCACGCGCGAGUCUGGAAAAUCGAAUUGAAGACUACAGAAGCUUAACAACACUUCAUAGGGAACUAUGUUGGCAUUUGAUACCGAUUCGGAGUCAAACACUCAGUUUACGAGUGAGAUUUUUGUCGUUUGAAAGCUCUGUUCGAAGGAUCGUCGAGGAGGCUUUCAAUUUUUAGUCAGGGUCAGCUUUAGUCGAGCAAAUUUGACUGAGCGGUGAAUGAGGAAAGUAACCGCCAUGGGAGUUCACGAUUUUUCUGUAGUUUGUCAUUCUGUCAGUUUUCAGGCGUUCCGUAGAGCGCUGGUCAAUAACCUCGCAUGAGCUAACGCCCCAUGUUCGUUUUAUUCUCAGACUUGCAGCGCUUUCGCAAUGAAUGCGUAGCUGCCCACAACUUCUAUCGCGCAGCCCAUGGAACACCGCCUCUGUGCUGGUCAUCUAGACUCGCGGAGAGCGCGCAGAGUUGGGCACAGCAUCUCGCAAGUACCGGCUCACCCAGAUACAGCUCCGAGAAGGACAUCGGCGAGAACUUCGUCUGCUUGUGGGGCUCAGAACUAAACGGACAGAAGGUGACUCGAAUAUGGUACGAAGAGGGAAAGUAUUUUGAUCAUAACAAGCCGCGUGUUAGCUCGCGAACGCGCUCUUUCUGUCAGGUGGUAUGGGAGGGUACGCGCGAGGUUGGCGCGGGAGCGGCUGUCACCAAAUACGGAAAACAGAUCGUGGUGGCACGGUAUUUUCCCCCAAUGAACAAAAAAGAUGUGGCGAGAAACGUGAAGAAAGCAAGAAGCACGCAAGAUAACGAACAGCCACUGGCGUAUGAUACACGCUGGAGCAGACUCUAUCUUGGACUUAAAGAGUUUCAUGAGGAAUGUCUCUCGGUGCACAACGAGUACAGGCUCAGACAUGGAGCGGCUCCCUUGCACUGGUCAGCGGAGCUCGCAUGGGAAGCACAGCAGUGGGCCGAGAACUUGGCGCGAAGUGGCGAGCUCCGGCACAACGAUGACGACACAGUGGGUGAGAAUUUGGCGGGAAUGAUGGGCGGCGAGCUUUCUGGCCGGGAGACGACGGACAUGUGGUAUGAUGAAAUAGAAGAUUAUGACUUUGACAGCGCAGGGUAUAGCGAAGAUACGUCAAAUUUCACGCAGGUCGUUUGGGUCGCUUCAGAGUCCCUCGGAGUCGGUAGGGCCAUUGAUGGAGAUCUCUGCGUGGUGGUAGCAUUUUAUGAGCCUCCUGGGAACAUGGAGGGGUCAUUUGCUGAUAACGUUCUUCGUAUGGGGUCGGCUGUUAGAGAGAGAAAGAGUAAAGAACUAAAGGGCUUUGUACCGCCCGCUCCUGAUUUAGAAAGUUUUCGCCUGGAAUGCCUUGUGACACACAACUACUUCAGAGCCCGCCAUGGCUCUCCACCGCUAGUUCUCAGCAGUGCCCUAACAGAUGAGGCGCAGUACUGGGCCGAGCGGCUGCUUGUGACGGGCGCCAUGGAGGGACUGGAUAACUCGCGGAUAGGGAUCAGUGUGGCGGUGCUAGACAAGGCGCACAUCAGUGGGAUUAAGGUCUCUGAGCUCUGGUACAAAGAAAUCUUGAACUACGAUUUCGACAGUCCCGGAUUCAGUAACGAGACACUUGACUUUAGCCAGCUGGUGUGGCUGAGCAGUCGUAAGUUUGGCGUGGGUAAAGCGACUGGGGCGGAAGGCGUGACUGUAGUGGUGGCACGGUACGAGCCUGUAGGUAACAUAGACGGGCUGUUUGUACAGAAUGUCAAGCGAAGAGGACACGAGAGAGGCAGCUGUGAACCAAUGAUAUUCCAUGUUGAAUACAGAUACCGAGUGCGAACCGAUAGCAAGUCCACCAACAGCUUUCUGAGCUGGGAAAACGAAGAUACGCAGACGUUUGGUGAGUUAGCGGGCGACACUACAAAGAGGAGUUGUCAAGCACCUCAGGGGAGUGGACUUACCCGCGCAAAGUUUCUGUUAAACCGUUUAUUAGAGGACUUGGACCAGUGUCGAAACAGCUGUCACCUUUCCCCUCCCCUCAGUAUGGCCGCCAGUUUAAGUUGGAGUGACUUGGACCAGUUUGAUGAGAACGAGAAUAUCCUCCACAGGGCCGACGAGCAAGAUUCUGCAAACACACUGUCUGUAAGCGAUCACUUCACCCGCCUGGUGUGGAUAGAUCCUAACAGUCCCACUCUUCAGAGGAAAGGAGUUGCAGAGGAGACCGCCCAGGAAGAGAAUGAUGACGAACCAGAAGAUGAAAGAGAGCAGGAAGAAGAAGAAGAUGCUAGGACAGCGUAUGAAAUGGAUAACGCGACAGAAGAAGACGAUCUUACUUGUGUGACUGAGGAACCAUUGGUACAUACUGAGAAGGCCGAAUUGGAAGAGGCUGAUUUGUUUUCUGAUCCCGAGGACGAUCUUUACCAACAUUUCUGUGAAAUUCGACGUUCUCUCUCAUUAGACUCGGAUGGUACCGAACCAGAAAUGCAUAAAGGAAACGUCCUCUCCAAAAUAGCUUUCUUUGAAACGUAUCAACAUGGAAGGCAAUCGCCCUCCAAUUCAGAAUCGUCACUUAGGCGAAGUCUCAUUCAAGAAGAACUGGAAGAACUGGCUUCUCUAAAGAAAAGGCAAUCGCUUCACAAAGAAGAAGAAAGGAAGGAAGAAGAAGAAAUAAUGGAAGAAGAGCACGAAUGCCAGUUGGAAUUUGAUGACGUAUUUCCUGCUCACAGAGAAGGAGACGAAGCAGAGUCACACGUAGAAAUAUUCGACGACGAGGGCGAAGACGAAAAUGAAAGUCUGGUAAGUGUAUCGGACGCAGAGGACGUGCUGGAUUACACAAAUUGUGAAACGAGGCAUGAAGGCCUUCAAGAUUAUGAGUUCGAAGACAGCGUCUGCGUAACUCACGAAUUUAUGGAAGAAGAGCCAUCUGCUAUGGAGAUCUUUGAUUUUUCUGACGAGGAUGCGUCACACCAGUAUGCUGAUAUUACGGAGGAGGAAGAGCAACCACGAUCUUCAACAAAAACUGUUUACGCGUCAACGAAAUUGAGCACCGCUACGAAAUGUCAAAAAACUGAAACUUUCAAAUUGUGCGAAGAUGAACCACCGAAUUUCAUGGAAGAUGUGCCAGAUGAGUACAGUGAAGAACGUUUUGAAACUAGCGAGGCGCUAAUUGAGGUGCCACAAGCAUCUUUUCAAAGAACGUCAGAUCCUGAGUUUUGUUACUUGGCGGUAAAACAAGAUCACGUAAAUAUUCGAAUGGAAGACCUUAUUUCUAGAAUGGGAAUUUCGUCGACUUUCGAAAGUGAAGGGGCCAGUGACGAAAUUUCCGAUUUUCACGAAACAACGGAAGGAAAGUUUGUGGAAAAUCUUAUGAACAACAGAAAUGAUCGUGAGCAACAACAGGAAAGAACACCAGUUGAAGAGAUCUGCGAGGCCUUUCUUAAAGACAGCGUAGAAUCGGAAAUAGAUUUUGAAGCCUUGUUUAAAAAACUCGAAAAUGGCGAGACAGAAAAUGAAAAAGCGAAAAAAAUACACGAAACUAGUAUGGAACGUCUUGAGACAACCGAGUCUCUGGACACCGUUCAGGUUGUAUUGAGAGAUCAUGAAAGCGAACGUACAGCGGAUAUAGAAAAAGUAGGUGUUGACAUUGGACUUGUAUUAACGAGCGCGUUGGAAGAAGAACAGGAGUCUGAGCCAGACAUAUCUCUACACUACGAGUGCAAAACCUCGAAACCUGUAGAUUUAGUUGAACUUGUUCGCGAGACCAUUAUUGAAUCAGGUAGACGAGAUCGUCCGCCUGAAAACGCAAUGGACCUGAAAGAGCUAGAGGUCCGGUUGGAGAGUUCAAUUGAAAAAGAAGAGUCACAGGACGAAAUCACUCAGGACAGGACUGAUACUUCCAUGGAAGAACAGUCUUGUGAAGCCGCUCUUCAUGAUUACGAUCAAGAGCGCGCGAAGGUUCUUGAGGAAACUGGUUUAGAAUUCGAUUUAGUUACCGUCUCAUCCGACAUAACGCACUCUUUUGACGAGUCAUUGGAGCCGUUACAUUAUAAUCAUACACCUAAAUCAUCAAGAGUGAUUGAGUUACCAGAGAUUGCAGAGCAUAUCGAGGCCGACGUCCGUCGAGAUGUUCAAUCUGAGAUUAACUUUGAAGAGAUGUUUCGUCGCCUGGAAGAAGACGAUACAACAUUUGCAGAUGAAGCUGCUGAAACUCGACGCCUCGAGGAGGCUGUGACAGAAACAAGUCCAAACGAAGAAACUCCGCAAGCUUCAUUUUACGUUGAGGAAAAUGGAACAGUUGAUGAAGCAGUGUAUUUUAUUCCUUCUUCCUCUGAAUAUAUUUCUCAUGAAAGUAGACAAAGUGAACGCACAGAGGAAAUCAUUGAGGUGAAACAAGCUGAACAACGCAGGCCAGCAUCAUUAUAUAUGGACGAGAACGCAGUAGCAGAAGACAUAGCGACUGAAACUCCCUCUUCUCCAAGAUGUACUGCUGUACAAGGUGCAACCCUCGAACAAACAGAGGUUGCUUCAGAAGAAAACGAAACCCUAGAAGAACAGUGUGCUUCCUUAUUUGAGGAAGAGGAAUCCAUUGUAAAUGAGGUAGUGCGAGACACUCCGUCGCAAAAACACAUUGCAGGAGAAAGCCGAAACGUUGAAACCUUUGAGGAUAUUCAUGAGGAAGCGACGGAAGAAAGCCAUCGCGCAUCGGUGUUUUUAGAAGUAGACACACUAGUAGAUGAAGUUGGAACUGAUACUCCCUCCUCGCCCAAACACAUCGCGGGCGAAAGUCUACAAACUGAAUUCUUUGACGAAAUUGACGAAGAACCUAUCGAAGAAAGCAAAAAGGCAUCGCUGUUUUUUGAAGUAGAACCUCUUGUAGAUGAAGUGACAACUUACACUCCUUCUUCGCCAAAACACAUUGCAGGCGUAAGUCGUCAAGCUGAAUCCUUUGACGAAAUUAAUGAAGAACCCAUCGAAGAAAGCAAAAGAGCAUCGCUGUUUUUUGAAGUACAACCACUUGUAGAUGAAGUCACAACUGACACUCCUUCCUCGCCCAAACAUAUUGCAGGCGUAAGUCGUCAAGCUGAAUCCUUUAAAGAAAUUAUUGAAGAACCCAUCGAAGAAAGCAAAAGAGCAUCAGUGUUUUUUGAAGUAGAACCACUUGUGGAUGAAGUGGUAACUGAUACGCCCUCCUCACCUAAACAUAUUGCGGGCGAAAGUCGACAAGCUGAAUCCUUUGACGAAGUUAAUGAAGAAACCAUCGAAGAAAGCAAAAGAGCAUCAGUGAUUUUUGAAGUAAAACCAUUUGUAGAUGAGGUGGCAACUGGUACACCCUCCUCACCCAAACAUAUUGCGGACGAAAGUCGACAAGCGGAAUCCUUUGACGAAGUUAAUGAAGAGCCCAUCGAUGAAAGCAAAAGAGGAGAAGUAGAAUCAAUUGUAGAUGAGGUCACAACUGACACUCAUUCCUCGCCCAAACACAUUGCAGGCGAAAGUCGACAAGCUGAGCCCUUCGACGAAAUUAAGGAAGAACACAUUGAAGAAAGCAAAAGAGCAUCGGUUUUUUUUGAAGUAGAACCACUUGUUGAUGAAGUGACAACUGAUACACCCUCUUCGCUGAAACACGUGGCAGGCGAAACUUGUAAUCAUGCCGAGUCCUUUGAAGAAAUUUGCGAAGAACCCGUUGAAGAAAGUGGACGAGGAUUGAUAUUUUUACAAGAGGAUACAGAUGUUGUUGAAGUUGAAACUGGUGCUCCCUCUUCGCCAAAGCACAUUGCAGGAGAAAGUAAUGUUGAAUCAUUUGAAGACGUCGAUGAAGAACCUUCUGAAGAAAGCAUGCGAGCAUCACUGUAUGUAGAAGGAGGUACAGAUGUUGUUGAAGUUGAAACUGACACUCCUUCCUCACCAAAACAAAUUGACGGAGAAAGCCAAAAUAUUGAGUGCUUUGAAGAAGUCGAGGAAGCACUCUUUGAAGAAAGUAAACGAGCAUCAAUGUUUGCAGAAGAGGAAACACUAGUAGACGAAUUGAUAAGUGAUAUACCGUCAUCUCCAACGCACCUUGCUGGCGAGAGUGUAAGCAUGGAAAGUUUUGAAGAGAUUGCAGAGGUGACAAGUGAUGAAAACAAACGGGCGUCUCUUUUUGUGGAGGAAGACUCGUCUGUGGAUGAAGUGACGAUCACCACACCUUCCGUUCCCAUGCACAUUGCUGGUGAAGCAUUCGACAUUUUAACAGUUGAAGAAGUACAUGAAGAGGCAACACCAGAUGCAGAGCACGCUCGAGAGUUGGAAGAAACUUAUGAUGAGGCCAGUUACGAUUAUGUUUCCCUGGAGAUUGUAGAUCAAAACGAUUAUGUCGCUGGCGAGUUUACCAGCUCAGAGCUCUUAGAAGUAACAGCUGACGAUGAAUCCCCCAAGUCAGAUUUUGGCGAACAGUUUGAAGAAUUUGAGAGCAUCUGCGGUACUCAAAUAUUGAUUGAUCCAUCACAAAGCGCACACAUUGCCGGAGAAAUAAAAAACAUUGACACCCACGAUGAGGUUUUGGAACAGGUUUUGCAAGUGGAAGAAAGUUUGGCGUAUGAGGAGAGCCACGAAUUGAUAACCACAACCCAAAUUCUCAAAACAACCCAGCCUUCAUUUCAUGUAGCUGGAGAAUUGUCAAAUAUUGAACCACCAGAGGAAUCGUCUGAGGAGGAGAAACCAGACGAAGGAGCGUGCGCUGAAGAGAUUGAGGAAACGGAGGUGCAAGCUAUCACUGUAGUUCUGAAGUCUCCACAAUCUUUAUUGAGCAUUGCUGCCGCUGCAUUGGAACUUAAAAUCGAUGCCGCACAGCAGGAAUCCACAGAAGUGGUCGAAACAAGAACCGAGAUAGCGCAACAGUACGACGAACGGGAAAAAACAGAGGUGCCCGUUAUUUUUGUAAACCUUUCUGGUGAAUUAUCAGAAAAUGAAGAAGAUGAUGCCUAUUAUGUAGAAGAAGAGCCAGAAGACGACUAUGACAUAGAGAAGGAAAGUUACGAAGACAACGGAGAAACAGUCGUCUCAUAUCCGACGGAAGACCAAGAAGUUUCUCACUCCCAUGUGACAGCAGACUCCUGCGAAUCGGAGUUUACACUAGAGAUAGAAGAUGUAGAAGAACGAAGGGAAUUUGCUGAGCCUUUUGAAGAAAACGAAGAGGGUUCCGCGUCAGAAUUGAUAUCUGAGUGUUCGUCGUCACCUUUGCACGUCUCCAGUGAACUCAGAGAUUUCCAAGAUUAUGAAACAAUCAACGAAGAAUACGGUACCGAAACUUACCAUGCUAUACCAUACGAGGAAAGUGACUACAUCUCGGAGAAGUCAGUAUCCAAAGGGUUACGAUCCCUGUACAUAACAGAAGAACUGUCACCACAGGGAAUCUACGAAGAAAAUGUCUUGAACGAGAAAUCAGUUGUGAUUGAAACAGCUCAGGCGUACCACGAAGUCGAGGAACCUUUAGAAACAGAGACCAGUUUCGUCAUUUCUGAGCCCCCACUACAGACGGCUGCGGAGUUCUCCGACUCUGACUACCAUGCUGGUGCAGAAGAGGAUGACGACUUAAGUGAAAGAGACUUUUUGGAAGAAUAUGAAGAAAUGGAGGGGGUCUUUGGACGUGAAACUUCUUUGGCCAGUUCAAAGGAGCCUGCACCCGUUGUUUCGGAAAAAGUCAGGUGUGGUCCGCAGAUUGCAGAACAACAAGACAAACUUUGGGACGAGACUGACAACGCACAAUUAGUCGCCGCACAAGAGCCUCUCGUUGGCAUUGAACAUUACACAAGAACCGUUGAACAAGAACGUAGUGUGCGUGGAGAAGAAAAAAUCCAAGAAAAGGUUUGGGAAAUUGAAGUUAAGGACGAAAGCCGAGUUUCUGAGCCUAAUGAAGAAAAAGGAUUCGCAAGUGAGAUCCAGACGUUCACGGUUGUAAGCGAGACAGAAAAAAGAUCAGAUGAAAUCAAGUCUACAGGCUACCAGGUUGUAGAAAGCAAAGAGACAAAACACGGGGAACAAAUCUUUAUGGGAGAAAAAGCAAGGAAAAUGGAAACAUCUUACGAAGUCGAGGUUCUUGCAACGAAAACAACGCGUCAGGUAUCCUCUACCAACUCCUACGUUGCGACUGGAUUUGCAAGCGAGGAAAUCUGCUACAAAGCAGAGAAAAAUGGAGGCGAAGGUAUACUUCACGAGGAAGUCAAGAAAUUUCAGGAAGUAUCUUUUACUCCAAUUCAUCAAACAAGUAACCAAACUUCUUGGGAAAAGAGCGACAACGUACGUCAAUUUAAAACAACUGAUGAACUGAGUGAGGGUAUUUUGGAAAAAGAAGCUAAAGAUCAAGAAUCUGCGAAGUUCGAAAAACAACUCUCGGAGGACGAAACGGAAGUUCGCCUUCUUAAAACCGAAGUGAUGGAAUACAAGGCAGUAGAGCAGAAGACUCCCUUGAUGAACCCACGUGUAACCGUGGAAAGAGAGACCACAUUUGUGAAGAGUUUCAUUGUCCACUCUGAAGUUAAGGACGCUCAGGAAAUUCAACAGGUUGUAACACAGGAUGACGUGUUGGUUAUUUUGAAAGAUGACGAGGCCUCUCUUGAGGAAGAGUCGGCGGGGGAACAGUUUGAAGAGGAAAUUGACAUCAUGCGUAUGGAUGAAGCGUUGUCAGAGGAAGAAUUCCGUGGGGAGGGUGUGGAAAGUAUAGAUCGUAGCGAGUCGAGAUCUUCCAAGGCAGAAUCAGCGGACGGAAUGGACAAAAGUGACCGUGAGGAGGAGAGCGAUAUCUAUGAAGGCGAUCAACAGGAACCUAUCUACGAGGAAGAGGUAGAGAUCAGUGAAGGACGACCAAUUCACGAGCAAGCACAGAAGGAAGGCUCAUUAGAAGAAGUAAACCAACCUGACCGAGAGGAGGAGAGCGAUGUCCCUGAAGGUUAUCAACAGGAACCACUCUUUGAGGAAGAAGUGGAGAUCAGCGAAGUACAACCUAUUUAUGAGGAAGAACUGGAAAUGCAAAAAGUACAGGAACAAGUACAGACGUCUCCUAAAACCAACGACAGCACAAUGCAAGCGUCUACGUUUGAAGAGGAAGUUGAAGUUUCAGCUUAUGAACGUAGUGAUGAGCCGGUCAAGGAAAACCUUGAACGUGAGCCAGUUGAAACUACUGAACUUAGAACACAUUCCCCCGAGUUGGAAGAGGAAUUGCAAGUAUCAGCGUUUCAAGAAGUUCGGGAGCCUGCCGAGAAAGUUGAACCAAGCGCGGUUUAUGCAGUGUUUGAAGAAGAAGUAGAUAUCUCAGCUUCUAGAGAAACAGACGGACAAGGCGUGUCGAGUAAAGACGAAGAGCAUGAAACAACGGACGACACAGGAAUUUCCGAAAGAUGGGUCGAUGAAGAAAACCCCGAACUAGCGCAAACAAAACCGCGGAGGCAACCGCUCGACUUGAGCCAAGUUGAUCUGUACGAGGAUGAUGAGAGUGCUACCACACGCUAUUAUGUAGAGCUGUCAUCGACAGAGAGCUUAGAACCAGCUUAUGAGGAAGUCGAAAGCGAAGCCUCGUACACUGAAACUUACGUGCGACAGGGAGAUCCCUUAGAAGAAAACCUUGAAGAAUUCAUACUGGUGCGAUAUAGUGAUGAGUUUGAAUCUUCUGGUGAAGAAGAUAUAUCGGACCACCGAGAGAUCUAUGUCAUUCCUGAAGAGGAAAAUGAUGUUGAGAACAACGUUGUAGAAUCCGCCAAGGAUGACCUUAAAGCCGAAAAGGAGCCCGUUCCAGAAGGUUUCUUCGAAGAAGGAUUUGAAAACAUGGCCUUGGAGGAAAUCCGGGAAUCUCCAGAAUUUGAAAUCGAUGAUUCCCCGGAAGACGAGCUGGAUGAAGAGGAACAGCGUCAAUUGGAAGAAUACGAGCGGCUGGAGUCAUUUGUUAUCUUAGAGGAGAAGUUGAGCCAAGUCGAGUCUGAUGAAGACUGUGAUGACGAAAAUGCUGGUUUCCAAGGAGAAGAAGGAGAUGAGGAUGUAUUCCAUUCUGAUGUGCAUUCUAGUAGUGAAGAAACUUUACACGAAGAUGAAUUAGGCGAGACCAUGACGUCAUCUUCGAUUCGACAAGCAGCCGAGUCUAUUGAAGUUCAAGCUAAGGAGGAAGAAAAGGCGGAUUACCAAAUUAGCAGCGAAUGCCAAGAACACUCUGGAAGCCUUUCAAGAGAACAAGAAGAAAUAACAACUCAGGAAAGUUUUGCAGAGAGUACGGUGGAAGACACUUCUGGCGAAAGAGGAGACAAAGAGGACGUGAGUUUAUCUAAAGAACCUGCUAAAGAGAAAGACGUCUCUGAGUCUAGUAAAACGAAAGACGAAAAAACGGAGCAGAACUUAAGUAGUGACUCUUCCGGUGAACAAAAUAUAUCAAGUGAAGGAUCGCUGUCCUCGACCCCAUCUGUUGAUUUGGAAGAAUUAGACGACUUUGAGCAAAACUGUCUCCUAGAACACAACUUGUACCGCCGACAACACAGAGUUAAACCGCUGAAAUGGUCUGACGAGCUGGCCGCUGACGCAAAAGAGUGGGCGGAACGUAUGGCAUCGGUGAAUUGCCUCGAACGUUGCGACGGAAAAGCAGUAGGCCAAAACCUUUUGAGCGUACACGGGAAAGAUUUAAAUGGCUCUGAAGUCGUCGAAAUGUGGUAUAAAGAAGCCACGGAUUACAAUUUUGAAGUCCCAGCUUACAAUGCCAAGUGCGGUAAUUUUACGCAAGUCGUUUGGGCCUCCUCGCGCGAGUUGGGUGUAGCGAAGUGUGUCGCUGACGAUGGAACGCAAUAUGUUGCAGCACUGUAUAAACCGGCGGGAAACAUUGUUGGAGAGUUUAAAGACAAUGUUAAAGCCCCCAGAGAUUCGUCAGGUCGACUGAAAAGACGAAGAUCAAGUGCAAGGAGACGUUCAAGAUCGGGUCUUCCGCCAGUAACACCAGCGGAAAGAGAAAAAUUUAAAACUGAGUGCGUCAUCUCACAUAAUUACUACCGUACAUUUCACAACGCCCCACCGUUGCGCUGGUCUCCACUGCUGGCUGCAGAAGCGCAGAAUUACGCAGAGCGCCUGGUUAAGACCAAUUCGCUGACGCACAGCGGACAAAAAGACCGCGGGGAGAACUUGGCAUACACAUGGGAUAGCUCGCUCUCCGCCCGUGGGGCGGUUGACAUGUGGUACGAUGAGGUGCAAGAUUACGACUUCGACUGCCAUGGCUACACUUCUGAUACGAGCCAUUUCACCCAGUUAGUUUGGGUAGGGACAGAGGAGUUUGGCAUGGGAAUGGCUGUUGCCCCCGAUGGGAGAAAUGUUGUCGUCGGGCGGUACUUUCCUCCGGGAAACAUCGUAGGGCAGUUUAAAGAAAAUGUGAGACCGCGGGAAAUUGCGGGGAUUCCAUAAUAAGCUUGACGCAGGCAGACGAACUAAGAAAACACGGCCACCAAUCCUGAGUGAGUGAAAAUAAAAAACAGAAAUAUAUGAAAAUGAACGAAGGUUAUGGAUUAAUCACAAAACGUAACAUUCACAAUGUCCAUUUAACAUGUCGUUUUACACUAAUAGGCUAUUGCAGAGGAUUAAGCCCAUUGUAGCAAGUUUAAAUGUUGUGUUGUCAUUUACAAAAUACUGAAUGACGGGUCGGAAACAAUGAUAUUUUGACCACUUUAAGAUUCAUUGUAUUUGAAAUUAAUUCGAUAAGCAGUUUCUAAGCCAGCUCUUACAUUUUGCAGCUAAUUACUUAGAGAUAUUUUAAACUUGUGUUGAGCACAAGAGAGCUAACUCUUCAGCCCAUAGAAGAAAAAAAAACUGAAAAUUGUAGAGCAAUCUCAGAGAGCAAACAAAAUUGUCUAAGUGACGAGAUGAUAGAAAGUAAUGUAAGGGUGAAGUAUGUUAUUAAUGCCUUUCAUUUUUGCGAGCAAAGCUAGCGAAACGCAGUCUGUUUUCUUACUUGACAUAAAACGCAAUAAAAUAUUUUUCAUGAGGUGACUUAGAACUGCUAUAUUCGCGAAAAUAAAAGGCAUUAUGGUACAGUGGUAGGUAUCCCAAAUUAAUUUUAUUCGAGGGAGAAGUUGCUGUUUUAGGGCAAAUCCUCAUGAAAGAUCCAAAACUUUUCCAAAUAUUAAAAACAAGAAGACAGUUGCAUUAGCGUUUCUUUGCGCGUCUCAAUGGAGAUUAACCAGUUUUUAUGUUUUAAUUAUUUUUAUAUGUUAUUUUUCAUGGCCUUUGUUGCUGGUAAUUCUUUUUAAUGCUUUUUGUACGACUUUUUUUGUGUGGUAUCUGUUUACCACGAAAUUGAUGGAAAGCGGCGAAAGGAUGGAAGAAAUCUGACAUUUUCAAAUUUGGCCCGAUACUAAAGCACUGUCAUCACAAUUUAGAUAUAAGUUCAGCUAACAAAUUGAAUUGUACAAUGCGCAUUUAAAUUGGGAAAUCUUGAUCACAAACCAAACCAAAAAUAAAUCUUACUUAUAGGUUAUCGUAUCUGUUACCAAGUAUUAAACAGCUGACGCUCGCCGUUUGGGGAAAAAUGUAAAUUGCAAUAUUCUUAAUUUUAUUCGACCUCUCGAGGUCUUAAUUCUUGAAGGAUGCAUAUCUGAUUCCAUAUUUAUUUUAAGUUAAAUCCUUUCGAAAACAUUUCUUUGUUAAAGAGAAAUUAUAUAUUUAUUGUUAGAUAGGUUAUUUAAAUUGAGUGUUAAGAAAGAAUUUAUGAAAGUAAAUAAAUUACAAAGCUGCA
Orbicella faveolata is the source of this 17351-nucleotide messenger RNA. RefSeq lists its product as uncharacterized. Lineage: Eukaryota; Metazoa; Cnidaria; Anthozoa; Scleractinia; Merulinidae. The record is from RefSeq and is a predicted model, not a curated record.